This is a messenger RNA of Heterotrigona itama, 3551 nucleotides long. NCBI's taxonomy places the organism in Eukaryota, Metazoa, Arthropoda, Insecta, Hymenoptera, Apidae. The record is from the annotation of a GenBank genome assembly.
AUGGAACAAGCCGAGGAAAAAGGAAAUGAAAGAAUUGCGCUAAAACGAGAGCUAGGUCUCUUCAGCGCAGUUAGCUUCAUCGUAGCUGUUAUGAUCGGUAUGGAAACAGCGGCGUAACUCUAAAUCUUUUCAUAUGAAUACAUACAGUCAUAAAAUAUUAAAUAACAAAGUAAUAAACGGUCCUUUUUCCGGCAUCAAUAUUAAAUCUGUCGUGUAAAGUCAGCCGGCAUAAAAAUUGGUUUUGCGCUUUUUGUUUUGUUUUCUUCUGCGCUCGUCAUACAUAAUAGCAAUUUAAUCAAUUUUACUCGAUUUAAUAAUGAGCUCGUCAGACGAUCACCAAAGGUCAGAAAUAUGGAAUGCAUUAUCAGCAUAUGUUGUCUACAUUGCUUACGUAAUGAAAUUAUAAAGUAUUCGAACAAUGAACUUCCACAUAGGUAGUAUAUUCAAUCGGUAGUUAUCAACUGUCUUUAAUUGCCUUCUUACACAAAUAUCUAAGUACUACAUGGUUUGAAAUUUUAAUAAUAUGUUUAACAAUAUAAUACUUAAUACUUGCCAUAAUAGUUAUAUAAUUGCAAAAUGCGUUUGACGCACGAAUUAUGCGAAAACAAUUUUAAUACAAGUAUUACGUGAAGUAUAAUGCGUUAAAGUAUCACCGCAUUAGAUAAUAAUAAGUUAAAUAUUAGUAUUGUUACAAAACCAUUUCAGAAAUGAUAACAGUAGCUACCGUCUCAAUUAAUCCACAUGUUAACAACACCUGCAUUUCUGAAGAUAUUUCGUUCCUUUCAUUUGUCGAUACUUGAUAUGCUCGAUAUAAUAUCAUAAAAUGUUCUACAUUUCGUAGAUAAGAUUUUGUUAUAAAUCAUACUUUAUCUUUCGCUUUUGUUGAGAUUUAAAUAAUUAAUAACAAACAAUGAUUACGAAUAGAAAUGUAGGGGAACCUCUUUGAUAACUAAAUACAUGUUUAAAAAUAGUUGACUGCAAUUGCAUUAUUGUGCGAGCUUGAAUAAGCUCGACUAUAUGCACACAGUAACACAAUUUAUCUCUUUGAAUUAUAAUUCAAAGCAUUGCUCAUUGCUUUCUCACGGUAUUCAUUGAGAAAGGGUAGAUCUAAUUAUUCAAACAUUCAUUGGUUACAUUGAAUAUUAGAUCUGAUAAUCGUACAAUUUAAGCGCAUAAGGUAUAACAAUUUAGUGUCAAAUAUUAGUCAUUAUAAUAAACUAUGGCUAUUUAAUUUUAGAUAACAUGUACGUAUCGUAAAUUGUCAAGUAUAUAUUAAUUUAAAAAAUAUAUUGAGAACGAGUUAUAGAAUUUUUACGAUUCGAACGAUAUUUUUCAUAUUCAUAAAUAAAAAGUAUAUUUUAGCCUCAAUACUUUAUCUAGCGUUUUCGAACAAUGAGAUGAAGCUUCUCAAGCAAUAUCUGGAUUACUCCAGUAUAAUCUAACCAUUCUAGUUAGAACCGAAUUAGUAGAGAUUGAGAGCAAAUGUGCAUCCUUAAUUUCUUUUCUUUGAAAGUCAAGUUAGAUAUUAUAUCUUUGUACAAUAAUAAAAAAUAACACCUAAUGUAUUUCGGUAAUUAUGAAUAGAGCUUUGACACGAUUACGAAUCAAGGGGGGUUAAUCAAGGUUAAUCGCUGACCCACGCGCUCGUGUAUUACGAGGCAUCUUUCUUAAGUAUAUCUAUAUAGCCGAUUUUAAUCAAACUUCAAAGACUGACAAAUCUAUCAUACAUUUAUCUACGAAUGUGAAACGACAUUUAUUACUGAGGCUUUAUCUAUAAUGUAUAACCAGAGAUAAUAUUUUUAUAAUGUCGUCAUAUUUGAGAUUUUGAUAAUUACAAAGAGAAAUCAAUAUCUAUAUAUUUGCAAAAUACGAUAAAGAAAUGUUUUUCUCCUUAACGAAGUUAUAUUUGCAUUCUCUUUUUCCUUGGAGUACAUUCUAUCAUAAAAUAAUAAUGUUACUAUCAUUAUUAGUUCAAUAACUAAUUAACUGAUAAGUUUCGCCGAUAAGGGGAUCCAUUUUACAUUUAGCAAAUAUUAUUUUCUUUUUACAAAGAAAUUAAUCUGAUUGUCAUUUUAAACAAAGAAUUAUUUUUCUCUUUAAGGUUCUGGAAUUUUUGUGUCCCCGACCAGCGCUCUUGAGAGAUCAGGAUCCGUCGGUUUUUGCCUAAUUGUCUGGAUUAGUUGUGGCAUAGUGUCUCUCCUAGGAGCUCUCGCAUUCGCCGAAUUAAGUACAGUUGUACCACGAUCCGGAGCUGAAUACGCAUAUUUCAUCGAAGCUUUUUCACCCUUGCAUCAAUAUGCUGGACAAAUACCCGCAUUUAUAUGCUCCUGGGUUUAUGUGAUGCUACUACGGCCAGCAGAAGUGGCUGUAAUUAUGUUAACAUUCGCUGAAUAUAGCGUGCAACCAUUCUCCGGAUAUUUAAACAACGUUCCCGAGGAAUCGAUGUUUAAAUUGAAAAAGCUCAUAGCUAUUCUAGCUCUUGGACUGAUCACAUACAUUAAUUUAACCAGCGUAAAGCUAUACGUUAAAGUUCAAAAUAUAUUCACUGUAUGUAAAGUAGUUGCGUGCAUUUUUGUAAUUAUUGGUGGAAUGUGGUGGUUAUGUACCGGUCAUACGGAAUUGUUGAAGAAACCAUUUGAUGGUACUACCGAUUCACCUGGUGACGUGGCUUUAGCCUUUUACAGUGGAUUAUGGGCUUAUGACGGAUGGACUUCCGCUGCAAUUGUUACGGAAGAGAUCCAGAAACCGGAAGUUAAUAUUCUUAAGAGUAUUCUAAUUGCGGUACCUUUGAUUACUGUGUUAUACGUGUCGAUGAAUUUAAUGUAUAUGGCUGCUUUAACGAUACCGGAAAUGAUAAGCGCACCAGCUGUAGCCGUUCUCUGGGCGGAAAAAGUUCUGCCCUCUUGGUUGAGCUUUGUGAUACCUUUUGGCGUCGCUUUAUCUACUUUUGGAUGCAGUCUUAGUAUUCAAUUUGGAGUAUCCAGACUCUGCUAUGUAGCCGGAAGUGAAGGCCAUAUACCCAGAGUCUUUAGUUUUGUGCACAUUGAGAAAAUGACACCAGCCGCGGCAGUAGCGUUUCAAGGCUUGCUCGCGUUAUUCUGUAUGCUUUUGGGAGAUAUUAUCGCACUUAUCGAAUUCGCAAGUUUUUUGACGUGGGUGUUCUAUGGACUUGCGAUGUUGUCGUUAAUAAUUAUGCGACGAACGAAACCAAAUGCAUCUAGACCGUACGCAGUACCAAUUAUGAUACCUUGGAUAAUAUUGAGUAUUUCUAUAUUCUUGGCUGUAACACCGAUUGUUCACGAACCAUCAUUCAAAUAUUUAUUUGCACUAUUAUUUAUUCUUUGCGGUAUAGGCAUCUAUCAUACAUAUGUUUACAAGAAAGUUAGAAGUUCUUUAGCAGGUGAGUAUUGCAAGAAUAAGAUAUCCUGAUUAUUUUAUUGUUUACGAUACGAUACAUUAUGUGACAAAUUUUUAUUUAUUACUUUUCAGCGAAAAUCACAUACCUGAUACAAAUAUUAUGCCUCGUUGUUGCUCCAGAUAAAAAAGACUGA